AUGAAAUCAACAAUUAUCAUUUUUAUUUUGACUAGAUUAUUAAUCUUCACUACACAAGCAUUGAAUUGUAAUGAUAAUCCUUGUAAAUUGGGUGGCUAUUUUACGCAAAAUAGAGGAUAUCAAUGUUUGCAGGCGAAUACAACAGUAUUUUGUACAUGUCCAAAUGGUGAAUUGGAAAUUGAUCGACCAUGUCGUGUAUGCAAUCGAACAAAUCCUGCAAAUAAUCCAUGUAUUGCUUCUUCAACUCUUCUUGCUUGUCUCGAAACAGAUGAUUAUGGUACAACAUUUGCAUGUUUAUGCAUGGGUCCAUCAGGACCUGAAUUAACAACAUCGGCUAAUUGCGAUUUAUCAGUUACAUUAACAAGUACUGCGAUAACAAAAUCUACUAGCACUACUGUUGUUGCAUCUGUUACAUUUCCAGCCUGUUUCAAUGGAGGUUAUUUUGUUGAUAAUGAUUGCCAUUGUCCUAGUGGCUUUGGUGGAAUAUUUUGUGAACAAAAUUUCGAAUACCAAUUAUGUGAAAGAAUUGUUUGUAAAAAUAGAGGAGUUUGUGCUAUUCGAAAUUCAAAUGGACCAUAUCAUUCUGUUUGUCUUUGUCGAUAUGGUACUUCUGGUGAUUAUUGUCAAUUAAAUGGAACAUUGGGUUUUUGUACACCUAAUUUAUGUAUGAACAAUGCUCCUUGUCGAGAAAUUCUUAUUGGUUCAACACGCCGUGCAUAUUGUGAUUGUCUACCGGGUUAUAAUGGAACCGGAUGCGAGAAUCAAUAUUUUAAAUGUACCUUCAAUGGAAAAUUUCUUGAUAGUUUUAUGAAUGAUCAAGGCAAAUAUUUUGAAUGUACACAAUUAAAUGGAUCCUAUAAAUUGGAAAGAAAAUCAUGUCCAAAAGGACUUCGUUUUAAUAUAGAUAAGACUACUUGUACACUUUGUGAUUAUGAAAUUAAAAUUUCUUUAAACAGAGAUAUUUUACAAACAAAUAAUCUCAGGAUGCUUGAGUACGUUUUUUUUCUUAAAGAUGGCACAGCAAACAACAAUUCAAAAGAUGAUAAAGAAUUUGGUGGUUUUAAACGUAUCAAUAAUGAUACCCGUAAUUUUAGACAAAAUAUAAAUUUCAUUUAUGCGCCAAUUCAACAACUACCAGCGCCAGUACAGCAUCAACAGCUACCACCACCAGUACAACAUCAGCAACAAAUUCAACAAGGUGAGAUAAUUAGUACCAUUACACAAAAAUAA
Messenger RNA from Rotaria sordida, 1230 nucleotides. The record is from the annotation of a GenBank genome assembly. Lineage: Eukaryota; Metazoa; Rotifera; Eurotatoria; Philodinida; Philodinidae.